Molecule: messenger RNA, 1936 nt
Organism: Ruditapes philippinarum (Manila clam)
Lineage: Eukaryota; Metazoa; Mollusca; Bivalvia; Venerida; Veneridae
Product: adenosylhomocysteinase A-like
Exons: 8
Coding region: 82-1299 (405 amino acids)
Biological process (GO): L-methionine cycle
Cellular component (GO): cytosol
Molecular function (GO): adenosylhomocysteinase activity
Source: RefSeq, a predicted model, not a curated record
AGUUGUCUUUUUUCAAUAAUUACAGCUGAUAUUGAACAGGCAGACUGGGGCCGAAAAUGCAUCGAGAUUGCAGAAAAUGAAAUGCCUGGUUUGAUGCAGUUGAGGAAAAAAUACGGACCUUCACAGCCUUUGAAGGGAGCGCGUAUUGCUGGAUGUCUACACAUGACAACACAGACAGCCGUCCUCAUUGAAACUCUCACAGCUCUUGGUGCAACGGUUCAAUGGUCAAGUUGCAACAUUUUCUCCACCCAAGAUUUUGCAGCCGCUGCCAUUGCUAAAACUGGCGUACCAGUCUACGCAUGGAAGGGCGAGACUGAUGAGGAAUACAUGUGGUGUAUUGAGCAGACACUUGUAUUCAAUGAUGGUAAACCUCUAAACAUGAUCCUUGAUGAUGGUGGAGAUCUCACAAACCUUGUACAUGAAAAAUACCCACAGUAUCUUAAAGAUAUCAAGGGAUUGUCAGAGGAGACAACAACUGGUGUACAUAAUCUCUACAAAAUGAUGAAGGAUGGUAAAUUGAAGGUUCCAGCUAUUAAUGUCAACGAUUCUGUCACAAAGAGUAAGUUUGACAAUUUGUAUGGAUGUCGUGAAUCCCUUGUCGAUGGUAUUAAACGUGCCACAGAUGUUAUGCUGGCUGGUAAAGUUGCCGUUGUCGCCGGUUACGGAGAUGUCGGUAAAGGCUCCGCACAGGCUCUCCGUGCUUUUGGUGCACGUGUGAUCAUCACAGAAAUCGAUCCCAUCAAUGCUCUGCAAGCUGCUAUGGAAGGUUAUGAAGUAACAACCAUUCAAGAUGCCAUCACUAGAGCCCGUAUUUUUGUAACGGCUAGCGGUUGCAAGGACAUCAUUAUGGGCAAAAUGUUUGAACAAAUGUUGGAAGAUUCUAUUGUGUGUAAUGUUGGACAUUUUGAUUGUGAAUUAGAUAUUAAGUGGCUUAAUGAAAAUUGCGAGAAAAAAGAACAGAUCAAACCACAGGUGGACCGAUACACACUCAAGAAUGGUCGUCAUAUCAUCGUGUUAGCUGAAGGACGUCUCGUAAAUUUGGGUUGUGCCCACGGUCACCCUAGCUUUGUAAUGAGCAACUCCUUCACCAAUCAAGUAUUAGCUCAGAUCGAACUUUGGACCAAGUCAGACCAGUACAAAUUAGAUGUACAUAUGUUGCCCAAAAAGUUGGAUGAAGAAGUUGCUCUUGCUCAUUUGGAUCAUCUUGGAGUUAACUUGACCAAACUGUCUGACGACCAGGCUUCAUACCUCGGUAUUCCAAAGGAGGGACCAUUCAAGGCCGACUUCUACAGAUACUAGACAUUCUGAAAUAAUUAUUGCAACCUUGGUUAUACAAGGGAGUAAAAAACAACAGCUGUCCUGAAAAAAAAUCGAAGUGACCGUUUCUGGAAGCUGGAAUUGUGAAAAUAUUUUGAAAAUAUUAAAUGAGGGAAUUAUUUGCACCUUAUAUAACAUAUUACACACAAAAAUACAUCAUGAUAAUCUGAUAUUUGACAAAAUUUGCUUGGUGAAAAUGUUUUUAGAAAAAAUAUGGAUAUUAAUUUAACAAUCUGUAAUUUGGCUAUAGCAAGUCCAUAUUCUGAUUAAAUAUGAAUAAAUAGAACAUUACAUGUUUUCUUACAUAUUUUGUGUGUGCAAUAUUACAAUUUUACUUACAGGCUUAUGAGAAUUUUUGGUCAAUGUCCUAUUAAAGCUGAUCUCAUGGACAAAGAAAUGUAAUGUUUACUUAAAAAAAAAUCAUAAUUUUAUUAUCUAGUUGUGUAGCAUCAAUCUGUUGAACACAAAUUUUGAUUAAGAUCAUUAAAAACUUGAUGAAAUAUAUAAUGUACAUGUAUUUAAAUUCAAAGAUUUACAUUUUAACAAAAAUCUUUGUUAACAUUGUUGUUGUUAAGAUGAAAUCCAUUUAGGGAAAUAAAAAAAAAGCACAAAAAACCCA